Brachypodium distachyon (stiff brome) is the source of this 3628-nucleotide messenger RNA. Its product is annotated as pentatricopeptide repeat-containing protein At2g13600. The record is from RefSeq and is a predicted model, not a curated record. The transcript is spliced from 2 exons. Bases 34 to 1932 code for a protein of 632 amino acids. Gene Ontology annotation, biological process: RNA modification. Gene Ontology annotation, molecular function: protein binding; RNA binding. NCBI's taxonomy places the organism in Eukaryota, Viridiplantae, Streptophyta, Magnoliopsida, Poales, Poaceae.
CUCCUUUCAGCGAGCAGAACGAACGCCAGACAGAUGGGCUCUUGCCUGCAGCAGCUUCACCCUUAUCCACAGCCGCUCUCUCUUCCUCCCUCCAAUCCCACCACUCGAUGGGAUGCCUGCUACCGCCGCCGCCGUCACCGCCAUUUCCUCCGGUGCGUGGGCGUUUCUUCGGCCACCUUGCAGGAACAGCUCCUCGUGCCAUCCGAUCAAAGAACCUCUCACAAGACGGACCCGCGCGGCCUGCUCGACGUAAUGCCAGAGGGGAGCGGCGCGGACCUGUUCGGCGGAAUGCCUCGGACGAGCGGCAAUGGCGCGAGCGAACGUGCCCAGCCUGGGGAAGCGCGCAGGAGCGGCGGCGGCGGCGAGAAGAGCGCGAGCUCGGCGAUCGUGGCGCUGGCUCAUGCCAGCAGGCACGCGGAGGUCAUCGAUCUCUUCUGCAGGAUGCACAAGGACGGAGUCCCGGUCAGCAAGUUCGUGCUCCCGAGCGUUCUCAAAGCCUGCCCGCGCCUCCAGGACAGCAGGAUGCUCCGGGCCGUGCAUGUCCUCGUCAUCAAGUGUGCCUUGUGCCACCAUGUCAUCGUGGGCACUGCUUUGGUAGGUGCAUAUGUCGAUUUUGGAUUGAUGGAUGAUGCGUGGAAGGCAUUCGAUGAGAUAGAGGAGGCCAAUAUGGUUUCUUGGAGUGUGAUCAUUGGUGGCUAUGUCCGGUAUUGUCGGUGGGGUGAAGCCUGGGAUGCUUUCUCUGCCAUGCGGCGUGCUGGGGUACUUCCAACUGAUUCAGUUCUUGUAAUGGCGAUUCAGGCCUGCGGUGCAUUGUUGUGCCUGGACCGUGGGAAGCAGCUGCAUGCGUUGGCAGUUGCCCUUGGAUUUGUAAGGAAUACCACUGUGUGGAACUGCCUCAUCGACAUGUAUGGGAAGUGCGGGGACAUGGAUAGUUGCACUGUAGUUUUUGAGACGAUGAUAGACAGAGAUCAAGUGAGUUGGAAUACCAUCAUCUCGAGUUAUGUCCGUCUUGGUCUCUGUGAAGAGGCACUUGACAUUGUUCUCGAAAUGCAGCAAUCUGGCUUCACUGUCGAUCGUUUCACCCUUGGCAGUGGAGUCGCAGCUUGUGCCCAUUUGGCUGACAUUGACAGUGGCCGUGCGUUCCAUGGUUAUUUGAUUAGAAGAGCAUUAGAUACUGAUGCUAUUCGGGGCAGCGCACUUGUUGACAUGUAUGGUAAAUGUGGCUUGAUGCAACUUGCUCGAUUGGUAUUUGACAGAAUGGAUGAGAGGAAUUAUGUAGCAUGGGAUGCACUCUUGUCUGGCUACGUUGAAGAUGGGCAAGUUGAUUUGGUACUUGAUAUUCUCCGCCGUAUGGAGUCAGCGAACAUAAAGCCUAACCAGCAUACCUUUGUGAAUCUUCUUAAGCUCUGUGGAAAUAGAAGGUUUGCGGAGUACGGAAGGCAGAUUCAUGCCCAUGCCAUUAAGGUCAUACAUGAGAUGAAUGUGGUUUUGGAAACUGAGCUUAUCGACAUGUAUGCAAAGUGUGGCUGCAUUGAGGUUGCCCGGUUACUGUUCCUCAGGAUGAACGAGAGGAACCUGAUAUCCUGGAAUGCUCUCCUCUCAGGUUAUGUAGGGGAUGGACAACCAGUUGCCUCGAUAAACAUUUACCGUCAGAUGGAGCUGGCGUGCAUUAGGCCUGACCAAUACACUUUGGCAGGGCUUUUAAGCCUUUGUCGGUACCAAGGGCUUUUGAGUUACGGAAGGCAGAUACAUGCUCAUCUCAUUAAGAUAGGUUCUGAAACAAAUGUGGUACUGCAAACUUUACUUGUUCAUAUGUAUGUCAGGUGUAGACAAUGGCGAGACGCUGAAAAUGUCUGCACAAUGAUCCAAGAGAGGAAUUUGUAUGUGCAUGAUGCAUUCUCAAAGGUCUAUGGUUAUGGCUACUAUAUGUGAAGAGAAGAAAAAUUGAGGCCUCAGAUGGCGCAACCUCUGCUUAGCUACAAGUCACUUGAAGUCAAUGCUAUCAAUAACCAAAAUGUAACAGAUAUGCAUUUGGCUGAGAAGGUUCCCUACGGUGAGUCUAAUAUGGAAAUAAUAGUGUGGCUGUCAGAGGCUGUUGCAAAGAAUGCUGUAACUGUACGGAGAAUUGACAAAGUAUCAGAGCUAAGGAGAACUUUCAGUGAUAUCAACCACAAUGUUCAAGCACGGCUCAAUGAAAACGCCAUGACCAACAAAAGAGUGACAGAGAUUGCCAGCCAGCUCCAGAGCAUCAUCGGCAUGUGUGUCAUCGAGGUCCUCUCCUACCACUCCUCCGAUGAGGUCUACCUCUGGCAGCGCGACACACCGCAGUGGACAUCGGAUGAGAGGGCCAAGCAGGCGUUCCAGCAGUUCAGCGAGAAGCUGAUCAGGAUCGAAGGGAUGAUCAUGAGCAUGAACCGGGAUACCGCCCAUUGCAAGAACUGGAAUGGUCCGGCGGAAUUCCCCUAAUGCUGCUCUACCCCCAACACCUCCAACGGUGAUGCCACCGGGAUAACGGCCAGGGGCAUCCCCAACAGCAUCUCCAUCUGAUCGAUCAACUUUAUGGCCGGUAUUCAUUCUUGUUUGUGUGUUCCUCUAUUUUCCCACUGCAAAUAAGCAACGUUUGCAUGUUCAUGUGGCCAUAAACGUACGUUGAGGCCGAUCAAGGAGUGUUUCUUUUCCUGCUCAAGUGUGGUUUUGGACACAUCCAAAGUCCGUGGGAUAGCACGGACACAAGGGAUUGUGGUUUUCUUUAUAAUAAUCGGCAAGUUUGCUUAGCUGUAUGUGUUGAAUAAAAUGACAGAAAAGGCGCAAGGUUAAAGCGUCAGAAAACACCGCCAUUAUUUGCGUACCUGUGUUCUAGGUACCAUGUUUGUGUGUGAGUAUACAAGUGUCCACGACCGAAGCUCAGGCAAGAGUUUUCCAUUUGCUGAAUUGUCUUGUACCAAACAGUUUAUGAUGUCUCCAUUAGAAAAUUUGUCUGGGCAAAUUAAAAGGUCAUACAAACGGGAGAAUGGCAGAAUUUCAGGCAGGCCAGAUUCUCAGGAAGAAGCUGGAACGCAAGCAAAGGUGAUUGAAAAAAGGUGAGGACAAUCUUCAAUUCUCCAGUCAGAAAUGCAGCGUCAAAUACUCAAAGCUGCAUCUAUGAUUUCUCUUGUAUCUUAUUACUAUUACAUCUAGGCAUCUAUAGCAAUGCACAGGCAUGGAACAAGACUUGUUUUGAACAUGUCUUGGUUUGAUCCCUUUGGAUAUCGUUUGCUAGGCUGUGUCCUUUUUGUUGAAGUAUUGGGCAGGUCUUCAAAAGGAGGUUGAUCAAGCUUGCCUCAAGAUGGGUGCAGAGUGCCUGAUGGAUGCGGCGCUGCAACUGAUGCCAGGUGACCCAGGGACGAUUGAGGAUGCUGCUGUCCUGAUGGUCGUACCAGUCUUUGAGCCGGAUGCCUGAGAUGUUUGUUUUCGGAUAGUUGGUUUUGUAAUCCCUUUAAGGUGCACCAUGUUUGUGGGUGCCUAGCUUGGUUUCCUAGGUUUAUAAAAACUGAAUAUGGUUGACAGAUGGGGAAUCACAAAGCUCCUCGCUAGCUGCUUUGAUCUAGGAUGUACAUGCAUACAGGGUUUUGAGUAUGGAGUUAUGUCA